CGCCAAUGUUUCAAUUAGAUUCUAACCUCAAUAUACACGUGCGUGCAUACUGCAUGAAUAGUUUAAAAGCAGUUUCCAAUUGUUUCCUUAAAUUUAAUUUAGCAAUACAAUAAUGUCGGAAAUGCAGGAAGAAUUUGAAGACAUAAUGGAGCAAGACGAGGAUGAUGAAGACGACACUGAAGAUAUGGAAGAAGAAGGUGAAGAUGGUGAAACAAAAGCAACAAAUACUGAUGGUGAUGUAUACUUGCCUGGAAAACCACUCGAAGAAGGUGAAGAAUUGGUGUGUGAUCAAUCUGCAUAUGUUAUGUUGCAUCAGGCACAGACUGGUGCACCCUGUUUAAGUUUUGACAUCAUCGCAGAUAAUUUAGGUGAAAAUAGAGAAACAUUUCCUAUGACUGCAUAUGUUGUGGCUGGAACACAGGCAUCCCAAGCACACUUGAACAGUGUUAUUGUAAUGAAAUUGAGUAAUCUACAUAGGACAAGCAAAAAUGAUAAUGAAGAUGAUGAUGAUGAGGAUGAGAGUGAUUCAGAGCAAGAGGAAGAAGAUGAAGCAAAGAAGCCCAAAAUGGCAGGGGCAUUGAUCAAGCAUCAGGGAUGUGUUAAUAGAAUUAGAGCCACUACAUAUAAUAACACUGUUCUGGCUGCUUCAUGGAGUGAACUGGGCAGGAUUAGUAUAUGGAAUUUAAAUCAACAAUUGGAAGUUGUCAAUAAUGAUGCAUUAUUAAUGAAAUACAAUAAAGAGAAUUUAGGAAAUAGUGUAACAGCUGUAUUUACAUUUAGUGGCCACCAAAAGGAAGGUUUUGCUAUGGAUUGGUCAAAAACACAAUCAGGAAUGUUGGCAACAGGAGAUUGUAAAAAAGAUAUACAUAUCUGGACCCCUGGUGAAGGCACAUGGACAGUAGAUCAACGACCUCUAAUCGGUCAUAAAGAUUCCGUGGAGGAUAUUCAAUGGUCACCAAAUGAAAGAUGCGUGAUGGCUUCUUGUUCAGUGGAUAAGACGAUACGAAUCUGGGAUACACGAGCGCCCCCUCAGAAAGCAUGCAUGUUGACCGCAGAUAACGCUCACGAUUCAGAUGUGAAUGUCAUUCACUGGAACAAGCAUGAGCCAUUCAUCGUAAGCGGUGGUGACGACGGUGUGCUAAAAGUAUGGGAUCUGCGUCGUUUUCAACAGAAAACACCAGUUGCAUUCUUUAAACAUCAUUCAGCGCCGGUGACAAGCGUUGAAUGGCAUCCUACUGAUGGUGCGGUGUUUGCUUCUGCGGGUGCGGAUCAUCAAAUCGCAUUGUGGGAUUUAUCGGCUGAGAAGGAUAAUGAGACUGCCACGGAAAUACCGAAUUUGCCAGCACAAUUAUUGUUCAUUCAUCAAGGACAAACUGAUUUAAAGGAACUUCACUGGCAUCCGCAACUUCCAGGUGUGAUUAUCAGUACGGCGCACAGUGGUUUUAACAUUUUCAGAACAAUUAGCGUUUAAUAAUGUUUCGUCAAUCAUGUUUCUAUUGAUCUUAAAGGAAUUUAUAAUGAAGAAACUGAAAUGCUGAUAAAGUUGGUAAAUUUUAUUAAUUACCAAAAAAAUAAGAACUUGAAAUGUUGA
Dalotia coriaria is the source of this 1591-nucleotide messenger RNA. Its product is annotated as WD repeat-containing protein 1 l(2)09851. Gene Ontology annotation, molecular function: protein binding. Bases 113 to 1471 code for a protein of 452 amino acids. Gene Ontology annotation, biological process: ribosome biogenesis. The transcript has 4 exons. Gene Ontology annotation, cellular component: nucleolus. NCBI's taxonomy places the organism in Eukaryota, Metazoa, Arthropoda, Insecta, Coleoptera, Staphylinidae. The record is from RefSeq and is a predicted model, not a curated record.